Phragmites australis (common reed) is the source of this 670-nucleotide messenger RNA. RefSeq lists its product as uncharacterized. The transcript is spliced from 2 exons. NCBI's taxonomy places the organism in Eukaryota, Viridiplantae, Streptophyta, Magnoliopsida, Poales, Poaceae. Bases 93 to 461 code for a protein of 122 amino acids. The record is from RefSeq and is a predicted model, not a curated record.
UCCUUUGCUCCUGCCUUUCCGUAUCACUCCCCUUCCCAUCCUCCUCUCCUCUCCCUCUCGCAGUCUCGCUAGCUAGCUCCACGUUUCUCUCCAUGGCCAGCACCGCCACCGUCUGCUCCAUGUGCGGCGACGUCGGCUUUCCCGAAAAGCUCUUCCAGUGCGCGCGCUGCCGUCACCGCUUCCAGCACUCAUACUGCACCAACUACUACGGCGACGGCGCGCCUGCCUCGGCCGGCUCAGACGUGUGCGACUGGUGCCUCAGCGACGUGGCCGGGAAGGCGAGGUGGUCGUCGUCUGCGGAAGCUGGAAAGCAGCACGCCGGCGGCAGCCAGGAUUCGUCGUCCACCACGAGCUCCGGCAGCGGCAGGGGCAAGGCCAGCGGAGGCGACCAGGAGACCGGACGGCGAGCGACCAGGGCGGCCGGCCGCAGGUACAAGCUGCUCAAGGACGUCUUGUGUUAGUUGACUAGAUUGGUCAUGGGCCUCACGAUCUUGAGAUAUCCUAAUAGACGGACCCAGUAGUAUUAAGUAAGACUAGCUAGUUAUAUGACUUAGUAACCAAGUUAGGUAGUCUGAUGUGUGUAUACAUGUGCUUUUGUGUAUGUAUGUUUGCUUGUACUAGGAGGGGCUGGUAGCCUGUUUCUUGUAUUUGCGUGGAAAUUUGGCUUGGU